CGCAAGAGCGGUCCAACAUGACAGCAACGCUCAUGUGUGUGGCGUUAUCAUUUGCGUGUCUGGCACAGGUAUUGGAUGCUCGGCAAGAGAGAAAUAUUUUCAAUGGAAUUAAUAGUGUUUUCCAGAAAUUAUGGAGAGAAAUACCGGACAGCGAGAGCUCUACAGCCUUAUCAGUUUCCAUCAGAAAUGACAGUAUUUACUGGAAGAAUAAUCCCAAAAACAGAUUCUCAAACAUUACAGAUAACGCUUCACAAAAAAAAGACAGAAUAACGAAAUAUAAUAUCAUUCACCAUAAACUAAAUCCUCCUUACUAUAUAACCAAGAGUUUAAGAGAAGUUUAUGUCAAUUUUACAAACAGCAGUGACAGCGUGACUUCAAGUUCACUUUCCGAUGGCACCACCAACAGUUCCCCAAGAGAUGAAAAAACAUUUCCAAGUAGCAGUGACAGUAUAUCUACAUUAGCACAUCCAGACAGCAUUAUCGGCAGUUCAAAAACAUUAAAUAGUAUUAGCUCUACAGUAGCACCCUCAGUUAGUACUAUCAGCAGAUAUAAAAUAGGACCUUCAGACAGCACUACCAGUAGCUCAACUACAGUUAGUUACAGUAGUUCUACAGUUGUACCUACAAAAAGCACGACCAGCAGUCCAACAACAGUUAUUGAUAGUAUAGCUACAGUUGCAACCUCAGACAGCAGCACUAGAAGCUCAACAACAGUUACUAAGAGUAGCUCUACACUAGCACCCACAGACAGCACGACCAGCAGUCCAACAACAGAUAUUGACAAUAGCUCUAAAUUCACAACCUCAGACAGCAGCACUACGAGCUCAACAAUGGUUCCAAAGAGUAAAUCUACACUAGCACCCACAGACAGCACGACCAGCAGUUCAACAACAGUUAGUUAUAGUAGCUCAACAUUCAAAACCUCAGACAGUAGCACUAGAAGCUCAACAACGGUUACUAAGGGUAGCUCAACACCAGCACCUUCAGAUAGCAUGACCAGCAGUCCAACAACAGUUAUUGAUAGUAGUUCUACAUUCACAACCUCAGGCAGCAGCACUAGAAGCUUAACUACAGGUACUAAGAGUAGCUCUACACUAGCACCCUCAGAUAGCACGACCAGCAGUUCAACAACAGUUAUUGACAGUAGCUCUACAUUCACAACCUCAGACAGCAGCACUACGAGCUCAACAAUGGUUCCAAAGAGUAAAUCUACACUAGCACCCACAGACAGUACGACCAGCAGUUCAACAACAGAUGUUGGCAAUAGCUCUACAUUAACAACCUCAGACAGCAGCACUAGAAGCUUAACCACAUAUAUUAAGAGUAGCUCAACACCAGCACCUUCAGAUAGCACGAACAGUAGUCCAACAACAGUUAGUUACAGUAGCUCUACAGAAGUACCACCAGAAAUAACUGCCAGCAGUUCAACAACAGUUAGUUACACUAGCUUAUCAGAAGCACCCUCACACAGCACAGCUAGAAUUUUAACAACAUUGAGUGCUGGUAGCUCAGCCAGUUCUAAAGAUAAAUUUAAAAGUAGCAGUGACCAGAAAUCUACUUCUAAAAACGUAGUUAAUAAUAUCAGUAGUUCAAUAGUUUUUGGCAAUACCACAAGAUAUCAUAAAAGCAAAAGUGUAACUGGAAAAGAUAUCAUUACGCAUAUUUAUUCUCACAGUUAUCUAAACCACGAAGCUAGAAAUAAACAGAAACAAUCAAAUGUAGUACUAAUAAUUCAUACACACAUGGAUCCAAAGUUAAUAUUAAACAUUUUGUUGAAGAGAAAUAAAAAACUUUAUCUAGUUCAAUAAAGUUAAUUAAUUUAUUAGUUAUUUCGAUGUAAACAGCUUAAUUGCAAAAUAUAUAAAUAUGCUUUUUUUGCGAAUUAAAUAUUAAUGUCAGAAAUACUUGCGAUAAUAACUUUACAAAAAAUAAUUUUAAUACCAAAUAUUUUUGAAAUAUUUUUGUACUCUUGUUAUGAAUCUCUCUAUAAAGUGGGACACUGGAAUGAGAUGUUCUAAUUAUUUAAUUAUUAUUAUUUUGACCAACAAUAAGUAAUUUUUUCUGAAUAAAUUAUUAUUAUUAUUUAAAUAUACUGCCAUAAAUGAAAUAUAUGCGUGACUACCAUAUCAUGUUAAUGUAAAACUACAGAGUAGAGAAAAAUCUAGGAUAUUUGUAGGGUACAAAAAUAUUUGAAAAAUGUGUAAUUGUGUGUUAAGCUUUUAUCUUUAUUUAUUAAUGUAUAAUAAUUCAAUAGAAUCUAAAAAUAAAUAAUGAGGUUUAUCAUAGCUUAAAUAUAACACAAACGUUUUAGAUAUAAGUUAUAAAUAAUUAAUAACAUAAAACUACAUAUUUUGACAAUGCUCAAUUGGAAAUUUCAAUUUCUUCUGUGUUUAUUUUAACAGAAAUAACAUAUCCCCCCCCCCCCCCCCCCCGUGUUAUUGCAAUUUGUAUCUCCGCGCUGUUGGUACUUUGAAAUUUUUGUAAUAUUAAUUUGAAAAUAAUAAGAAUAGUAAUUAGUGCAUGCUGACUAUAAAAAUAAUACAGCUUAUUUUCCCUACAGAGGUAGAUGCAGCAAAACAAAUCAGAAAUUUAGGUGUGGGACCGACAUUUAAUUCAAGUCAGUAUGAUUGUGGAUCGUUGAUAGAAAAGAAAAUUGUUUCGUUUUUAAAUAAAUACAUAGUUUUUGUUGGGAUAUCAAGCAUUUUUAAUUAAUUAAGGAUUUCGGACUAGCUAAUUUAAAGUUGCAAAAAUAUUGUAAUCAUAGUUUCAAGUUAGUAAAAAGUAUACAGAACUUACGAACCAUCAAAUAUGGUCAGUUAUAUAUUGUAUUUAAAAAAAACUAAAUUUUACUCUUUCUUAGGUUUGUUUAAACAAUAAAAACCUAUUUUUAGCCGAUGAGUUAGUGUUACUCAUGUGCGCUACAGAAACUUAAUAAGGGAAAAAUAUAUAUGUUAACAUUCCUUCGAGGCUUAGCUGCUGAAUGCCGAACGGAGAUGGGAAUUUUCAGCGAUGCAUCAAUAGUAUCAAAAUGAAAAUUGUGACCAAACGAAAGUCGUGCAUCUCCGGAAGGCACGGACAGAAGCUGGACAGAGCAAGUAGCCCGGAAGCCACAGAGAGAAGCACCAACAGAGCAAAAAGCAAGGAAGCUACAGAGAAAAUCACAAACAGAGCGAGCAGCCGAGAAGCGACAGAGAGAAUCACAGACAGAGCGAACAGCCUGGAAGCCAUGGGGAAAAAACAAACAGAGCUAGCAGCUCAAAAGCCAUUAAAAAAUGCUCAAAUAGUGGGAGCAGUCUGGAAGCCAUGGAGAAAAGCACAAACUAUGAGCAGGAUGAAACCAUGGAUAUAUGCACGAACAGAUCGAAAAGCCUAGAACCCGUAGAGAGUAGCACAGAUACAGCGAGCAGCCUGGAAGACAAGGAGAGAAGCAAAGACAGAACGAGAAGACCGGAAGCCAUGUAUAGAAUAACAACAGUUAGAGCAGCCCGGAAGCCAUGAAGAGAAACACGAACAGAGCGAAAUUCCCUGAAGUCAUUGAGACAAGCAAAUACACAGCGAGCAGUCCGGAAGCUACAGAGUAAAGCACAGACAGUGCAAGCAACCUGGAAGCCAUGGGGAGAUAAAAACGAGCUAGCAGCCCAAAAGCCAUAAUAAAGGCAAAAACAAUGUGAUCAGUCUGGAAGCCAUGGAGAAACGUACAAUGAGAAGGACAAAGCCACGGAGAUUAGCACGAACAGAUCGAACAGCCUUGAAGCCACAGAGAGUAGCACUAAUUCAGCGAGCAGCCUGGAAGGCAUGGAGAGAAGUACAAACAGCGAGCAGCUGGGAGCCAUGAAGAGAAACUCAAACAUAGCGCAGUCUUUGAAGCCUUCGAAAUAAGUACGUACGCAGAGAAGCCCGGAAGUCACUGAGAGAAGCACAUGCACAGCGAGCAGCCUGGAAAUACAGAGAACAGAACGAACAGAGCGAGAAGCCUUGAAGCCAACGAGAGAUGCACAAACUGAGCCAGCAGCCCUCCCCUCCAAAAGAAAGAGCCAAAAUGGAGCUGCUAGCUCCAAGACUAGAACCCCACAUUACAGACCAACACCGAGCACUGGUUAUAACGAGAAAGAGUAAAAAAAAAUAUCUGUGUUGAAAGUAAGUAAAAUACAUAUUAAGGGUUUAUUUUCGGGCGAAAGGUUCCACUUACCUAAUAUGAUGAGAGCAAUGGAAAACCUCGGGAACAUCUAUAUUAAUAAAGGAGAACACUUGUUGGACAGUCUGUGUGCUGUUCAUGUAGCGGCGCGGAGGCAGUGAGGCCCACGGCCUUGACAUUUGGUGGGUGGAUUACCUUUGCUUCUGGGGUGGGUGGAGGAAGGACGGGUGUGUUUGCACGUUGAAGAUGUAUUCAUUUGAAAUUUUUUUAAGAUUAAAUUUUGCAUGUCCGACCACGUUAAACCAUAAUCUAUUUGACAAUGGCUAUGCCAUUGCUUGUAAUUUCUUCAUCCUCGAAACGACUGUUGUAUUGUAUAUGCUCUAUUCACUUUCAUGUCAUAAUCAAGUCUUACUGUAAUCAUCUUUGCCAUCAUAUUAAUACGGUAUUGGUUAAAUAAAUGCAAAUUUGAAGUGGA
Bacillus rossius redtenbacheri is the source of this 4610-nucleotide messenger RNA. RefSeq lists its product as uncharacterized. Lineage: Eukaryota; Metazoa; Arthropoda; Insecta; Phasmatodea; Bacillidae. The transcript has 2 exons. Bases 18 to 1808 code for a protein of 596 amino acids. The record is from RefSeq and is a predicted model, not a curated record.